This is a messenger RNA of Equus caballus (horse), 2289 nucleotides long. It is a transcript of the gene USP18, whose product is annotated as ubiquitin specific peptidase 18. NCBI's taxonomy places the organism in Eukaryota, Metazoa, Chordata, Mammalia, Perissodactyla, Equidae. Gene Ontology annotation, cellular component: cytosol; nucleus. Gene Ontology annotation, molecular function: cysteine-type deubiquitinase activity. The record is from RefSeq and is a predicted model, not a curated record. Gene Ontology annotation, biological process: protein deubiquitination.
GUCUUCCUUGCUCAAGUGGCCCUUGUCAUUUUUGAUGGUAAUAUUGUUCUAUUUUCCUGUGCUCUUAUCCACAACAGAUGCACCAAAGAUGCCAUUGGCACCUGAAACUACAUCAUACAGAAACAAAUACAUUGAACUGUAUAACCAACGAAUACCACAACCAUAUAUAUGGAGAAAAAAAUCUGAUCCACAGUAUUGAACAUAAUACUCUGACUAUAUAUCUUCUGUGUAAAGAUAAAAAGAAUGGCAAAGAAAUCUUGAACUUUAUUUGCUCUGCUACUGAAAGGACCUAGAAGCAAUGACACCCCACUGGCAAUGAGAACAUCUGGUGCCUGGAUCUUGGUUUCUAAAUACCAUUCCCCUCUUAAAGGAACCAUGAGUCAUUGAAGAAUUGGCUGAUUUCAGGGCUGAGGCAGGAAAAGUACAAAAUGAACCUAAAAUAUCUUGUGCCAGAAGAGGUCCCACCAAGGCUGACUCCUGUGAGCUCUUCCUGGAAGUGAGGUCGUGCAGUCCUAAAGACACGCCGGGCAGCUGGCGGCCUGGGGAUUUUGGAGUGGUCACUAAUGGGCAAGGUGUUUGGGGUUCCUGAAGAUACUUGCUGGUCAGUCCUGGCUGAAUCUCAGCAUUGUGCGGCAGAAGCCGUUGAGAAGAAGGCAGAAGACAGCAACAUGAAGAAGAAGCGGGAGCGGCUAAGAGAAUGGUUCAGUGCCUGGGACUGCCCUCAUGGCCCGGUUGGUUUACACAACAUUGGACAGACCUGCUGCCUUAACUCCCUGCUUCAGGUAUUGAUCAUGAACGUGGGCUUCACCAAGAUAUUGAAGCGGAUAACAGUGCCAAGGGGAGCAGAAGAGCAGAGGAGGAGCGUCCCCUUCCAGCUGCUCUUGUUGCUGGAGAAGAUGCAGGACAGCCGACAGAAAGCAGUGCAACCCAUGGAGCUCGCCUACUGUCUCCAGAAGUACAAAGUACCCUUGUUUGUCCAGCAUGAUGCUGCUCAACUCUACCUCACAGUCUGGAACCUGAUUAGGGACCAAAUCACUGAUGUCGACUUGGUACAGAGGCUGCAGGCCCUGUAUACAAUCCAGAUGAAGGAGUCCUUGGUUUGCCUCGACUGUACCCUGGAGAGUAGCAGAAACAGUAGCAUGCUGACCCUCCCCCUUUCUCUUUUUGAUAUGGACUCAAAGCCCUUGAAGACACUGGAGGAUGCGCUUCGCUGUUUCUUCCAGCCCAGGGAGUUGUCAAACAAAAGCAAGUUCUUCUGUGAGCACUGUGGGAAGAAGACCUGUAGGAAACAGGUCUUGCAACUGACCCAUUUGCCCCAGACCUUGACAGUUCACCUCAUGCGGUUCUCUAUCAGGAAUAUGAAGACAGAAAAAGUCUGCCACUCAUUCUAUUUCCCCCAGAGCCUGGAUUUAAAUCAGGUCCUGCUGACUGAGCAAGACCUCUGCGAUGCUGAGGAACAGCCUGGAGGACAGUAUGAACUCUUUGCUGUGAUUGCCCAUGUGGGGAUGGCUGGCUUUGGUCAUUACUGUGCCUAUAUCCGGAAUUCUGUGGAUGGAAAAUGGUUCUGCUUCAAUGACUCCAAUGUUUGUAGGGUAUCUUGGGAAGACAUCCAGUGUACCUAUGGAAAUGAUAACUACCGCUGGGGGGAAAUUGCAUAUCUUCUAGUUUACAUGAAGAUUGAGUCCUAAUGGAUGUGCCCUAAAUCUCCAGAGACUGACAAAGUAUCAUUUUCCCUUUUUGUUCCUGAAUCUGCCGACUCUUUUAAGAGAUUUUUGCAAUGAAGAGGAGAAGCACCAUUUUCAAAUUGUGUAAUUAAACUUUAUUUAUAAUCAGGGGUGCUUAUCAAAAUGUUUAACAGUGACACUGCCCAGGUAUUGAUCAGUCAGAAUGGAUCCUUCCAGCAGUGGGUGCUGGCCAUGUGUCUGGAGCAGGUCCCGAGGGCUCCCUGCUGUGCAAGGCAUUAGUCCUUUAGUGGGAGAUCGUGGGAAUCCAGGUGAUCCCAGGGAGGGAGAGACCAGGCCAGCAAUGGUAGUGGAAGGCAUUUGAGUGGCAAGGGGCAGUGGUGGGGAAAUAUUUCAAUAUUUUACAACUAGUGUGACCAUACCGGUAUGUACUGGAUGAAUGGGAUUUUAUAUAUAAUUUAAAAAACUUUUAGAGCUUGUGUUAUUUCCAUAAAACUCAAGUAUUUUGUAACUGUUAUUCAUUUAUUUGAGAAAUAUAUAUUGAUCACCUGUUCUCCAUAAGACAGCGUGGUAGGUACAGUAACGAAUAAAGUUCUUUCUCGCAAAA